AAUGAAUGCAUUUCAGCACCCAUAGAACACUCCGUUCACAUUUUCCAUUCUAUCUUACGAAUAUUUGAUACCAUACUUGUGGUUUUAUUGUUCCACGUACAAUAUGAAAUUAACGGCGAGUGUAUUAGAAGUUCCACCUGGGUCCUUAAUUGUUAUCAAGUGCGUAAAAUCUUCAAAGAAAAUAGAUGUGAAAUGGAGGAAUGCAGAGACAAGUUUAGUGUCAGAUGAUGAUAAUGAUGAUGAUAAUAAAUUUAUCCACUCCGACGUUCAUAUUUGUCGACAUUUAGCCGCGUUAUUUCCUGAGUAUCACCUGAACGGAGCAUCUCUAAUUCAACACGUGGAGGUUAAUCAUUGGAUAUAUUUCGCGUCCAGGACUAUGAAUAAUGAUAAAUGUUUCGUAAGAAUAUGAAAUAUUUGGAUGAACAACUGCAAAAGUGCAAAAGACGGCAUAGGUACUUGGUCGGAGCAGCUCUUACAAUUGCUGAUAUCUUUUUAUGGACAGUUUUUUUCGGUAAUCAAUUUUUGAGUAAAGUUGGAAACGAAGAAUUUGUCAAUGUUCAUCGCUGGUUCUCGUUUAUCGAUUCUCACGAAUGUGUCAGAGAAUGCUUAGAUUCGUUACCAAUGAAAAUUAAAACAAACUUGAAGCAGCUUACGUUACGAGCAAAAGUGUAUUUGGCAGUGUAUACAAUAAAAAAAAAGAAGGUAAAUUUAUCGAACUUCCUGACGCUGAAAUGGUUAACGUUGUGAUUGGUUUUUCUCUUGAAGCCAAUGGAUAUUUACAUAUCGGUCACGCAAAAGCUGCUUUGCUUAGUCAGUAUUAUCAAGAGAAAUUCGAAGGUAAAUUAAUUGUGAGAUUUGAAGACACUAAUCCUGCCAAGGAGGGAGUCAAUUUUGAACAGGUUAUCCUCGAAGAUUUGCAGUUACUGCAUAUAAAACCUCACGUAUUUACACAUACGUCGGAUUAUUUCGAUACAAUGUUGGAAUUUUGCGAAAAAUUGCUGAACGAGGGUAAGGCAUACAUCGACGAUAGUGAUCCUGAAGUCAUGAAACAAGAACGAAAACAAAGAGUCGAAUCAAAAAAUAGGAAUAACACUGUCGAGAAAAAUUUCUUAAUGUGGUGCGAAAUGCAGAAAGGUACCGAAUAUGGGCAGACUUGCUGUGUUCGUGCUAAAAUCGAUAUGUCCUCGGCUAAUGGCUGCUUAAGAGAUCCGACCAUCUACGGUAUAAGAACGAGACUUAUCCCAAAACUGGAAAUAAAUACAAGGUUUAUCCAACGUACGAUUUCGCCUGCCCUAUUGUCGAUAGUAUAGAAGGCGUGACGCAUUGUUUAAGAACCACCGAAUACCAUGAUCGAGACGACCAAUUUUAUUGGUUCAUAGACGCUUUAAAACUACGCAAACCUAACAUCUUGGAGUACAGUCGAUUAAAUAUGACGAAUACAGUUCUUUCGAAACGUAACUUGACCUGGUUUGUCGAAGAAGGAUACGUCGAUGGAUGAUGGUCAUUUAAAGAAGACCCCCAUUACGGCUAGUAUAAUGGACAGAGAAAACUGGCUCCGUUUCUUGCUGGAUGCCGAUAUUUGUCUCAAAAAUGCGGAACAGUAUGCAGAUAUGUUCUUGAACAGCAAUACCAAAGUUGAAGAGAUCUGUCAUUUCGAGUAUGAGUAUUUUGAGUCAUUGCGUUUGAACUGUGCUGGAGAUGUCUUGAAAAUACUAAGGAAACUUGGGAAAAAACCCAAAUUAGAAUUCUUAGACACAGCGAAAAAGAACGUCGUGAAAAGCAGCAUGUGUCAAUUUUUCAAGGAGGUGAAAGAACGAGCAAAGAAUUCGCUGUCAGCUUUGAUGGAUGAUGUCAUGAAAGAGGUUGAAGAAAGCCCUGAAGAAUUGAAGUAUUUUUAAGGAUCUUCCUGUACAACGUUUCGUCAUUAAAAGCGACCACAUUGCCUCAGCUGUUAUUUGACAGAACGGCACGUUGCGUGCAUUCACUUUCGCUUUUGAACCCGAGCGUACGUACUACGUAGUACCUACCCACGCAAUUUCAAAUUGGAAGUGUUUCAUGUCGGAGGCCGUGGGCCGUGGGUUCGAGUGAGAUUCACGGCGAAGAUUUUUUCAUUUUUUUUUUGUCCAGGAUUUCUUUGUAAACUGGAAAUUAAUGACUAUUUAUUAACAAACACCAAGAUUGUUUUAAAUACCUUUCAAAAAUAUAAAUUCCUAGAUGACAUCAGCAAUUGCAUUAUAUCCCGCAUGAGCGGAUGCUCUAGAAUUGAAAACGGUU
Molecule: messenger RNA, 2274 nt
Organism: Planococcus citri (citrus mealybug)
Lineage: Eukaryota; Metazoa; Arthropoda; Insecta; Hemiptera; Pseudococcidae
Product: bifunctional glutamate/proline--tRNA ligase-like
Exons: 11
Coding region: 732-1310 (192 amino acids)
Biological process (GO): glutamyl-tRNA aminoacylation
Cellular component (GO): cytosol; methionyl glutamyl tRNA synthetase complex
Molecular function (GO): ATP binding; glutamate-tRNA ligase activity
Source: RefSeq, a predicted model, not a curated record